Molecule: messenger RNA, 1750 nt
Organism: Aureobasidium subglaciale EXF-2481
Lineage: Eukaryota; Fungi; Ascomycota; Dothideomycetes; Dothideales; Saccotheciaceae
Exons: 3
Coding region: 18-1562 (514 amino acids)
Source: RefSeq, a predicted model, not a curated record
GACAUUACCUCCACAUCAUGCUGUUACUUUCACGUCUUGCUGCUCUGGCUGCUAUCAGUAGCCUUGCUACCGCUGCUCCGACAAGUACCAGUGGCUCUUCCGCGGUCAAUACCACGACUUGUGGUGGUCAAACAUAUGUCUAUCAAGAAUUGGCUGGAUACGGCUAUGUUGCUGGCAACGCGAGAGAUAAGUUUGGUGAUACCCUCGGAGGCUUAGGUUCUUCGAUCGUCGUUGAUCAGAGUACUUGGAAGAAGUGUAAUCAAUCCUACACUGGCACCUUGUGGGCAUUACCUGACAGAGGAUGGAACACCCAAGGAACCCUUAACUUCCAGAACCGCGUCCACAAGUUUGCGAUCACAUUGUCUCCGAACUCCACCGCGACAGUUGAUUCACCGUCAGGUCCGAAUCUGGACCUCCAGUACCUGGAUACCGUGCUGUUUACUGAUCCCAACGGUACUCCCGUGACUGGUCUGGACCCAGAUGCUCAAGGCCCAUACCUUCAAUUCCCAGGCUUCCCGGAUCUACCAGCCACUACCUACACAGGUGAUGGAUUUGGUGGCAAUGGCACAGGAGGCCAUCAUGUGUCCGUGGACUCUGAAGGCUUGACCCUGAAUCCUGAUGGCUCGUUUUGGGUUUCUGACGAGUAUGGUCCAUAUGUCUACAAGUUCUCGGCUGAAGGCAAGAUGCUCAGUGCAAUCAGACCACCGAAUGCAGUGAUCCCUCUUCGCAAUGGAACAGAGAGUUUCAGCGCUGACUCUGCUCCGGUAUACAACCCUGACUUUGAAGUAACACCCGAGGAUCCUACCUCAGGACGAGCCAACAACCAAGGCUUAGAAGGUCUUACCGCAUCUCCUGAUGGCAAACAUCUCUACGCACUACUCCAGAGCGCUUUGGACCAAGAAGGAGGCUUGAAGAAGAAGAACCGCAGAUAUACACGCUUACUUCAGUAUUCUCUGGCCUCAAACUCAUCCACACCAGUAUAUGAAGCCGAAUACGUUGUUCCGCUCCCUCUCUAUGGAGAUGACAACUCCGUGGCUGGACAAUCAGAGAUUCACUUCCUCUCGUCCACCCAAUUCUUCAUCUUGGCCAGAGACUCCAACGCCGGCCACGGACAAGACAACAGCCAAAGUAUAUACCGCCACAUCGACGUCUUUGACAUUUCGUCAGCUACGAACAUCAAGUCCAGCACCAAUGAUGCCUUCAACGCAUCCAUCGCCUCCACAAAAGGAGUGCUGAAUAAGAAGAUCACGCCAGCUACAUACUGCUCCUUCUUGGAUUUUAACGUCAACUCUCAGUUGAACAGAUUUGGUGUGCAUAAUGGAGGUGCCCAAGACUCUGGAUUGCUGAAUGAGAAGUGGGAGUCCAUCGCUACUGCUCCUGUUAACCCUGGCUCUGGCGAUGGCGAGUACUUUGUAUUUUCGCUGAGCGAUAAUGAUUUCAUUACGCAAGAUGGAUACAUGAACUUUGGCAACUACAAAUACUCAGAUGCCUCGGAUUACAAUCUCGACAACCAGGCUCUGGUCUUCAAAGUCCAAUUGCCAGAAGGCGUGACACCACGAUGAAGCAAGACAGCUAGAACAUAGUGACAAGUCCAACUCGAAUCGCAGGCCAUAUCAAAAAUUAGCCUUAGAAGCUAGAUCUGUAUGAUUCGUCCUCAGCACGCAAAGAGAUAAAUAAAGUUCAAUGCUCUACGCCAGUUUGAUGCCCGUGAGUAUCGGAAGUUCGUGAACUGGCGAGCUAUCAUCCGCAG